AUGACCACCAAUUCCUCCCUGAGUUUCACCCAUCCUCCGGCGAGCCUAGGGAAGAGUACGGCAGAGCUGGAUUUGCAUGAAAGGAGUACAAAAAAAGUGAAAGAUGGUGAUCAGGAUACGGCUGGAGGGACAUGGAGUGUGCCUGAAGGGAAGAGGAUCUCGUUCCGAGAUAUUAUUACUGGGAGAAUGGAUGAUGAUAUGGAGGAUGACCAAGUGGAGGAUAGUAACAAAGAAACAGUGGAAGAAGGGCUGGGAGACAUUAGGGUGGAAGAGAUGAUAAUUGGAGGCUAUGAGUGUCCAACUUUUAUCUUUUUUGCGGAGGAAGAACAGAGGAUUCGGAGGCCGUGGCGUCGGGGUGUCAUUGUCAAAUUAUUAGGGAGGAGGAUAGGUUACAAAGCAUUAGAGAAUAGACUGAAUCAGAUGCGGGUUCGUAAAGGCGUCAUCAACAUUAUAGAUCUAAGUAAUGAUUAUUACUUGGUGGCUUUUUCACAUGAAGAUGACAAGACGGCGGCAAUGACGAACGGACCAUGGUUUAUCUAUGAUCAUUAUCUCACGGUUAAGGAUUGGCGUCCUAAUUUCCAACCAGAUAGUGACACUAUAGAUGAAGUGGCGGUGUGGGUGAGGAUAUCAGGAUUUCCCAUCGAGUACUAUGAUUCGAGGGCUUUGACGGUGUUUGGCAAACGUAUUGGGCGUACUAUAAAAGUUGACAAAACUACUACUAAACAAGAACGAGGCAAAUAUGCGCGCAUCUGUGUGGCAGUCAAUCUAUCAAAGCCAUUGCUUGUGAUGUUUAAUAUUGGAAAAAGAAGUUAUAAGGUGGAAUAUGAAGGGCUCCAUCUAUUAUGUAUGUCAUGUGGCAGGUAUGGACAUAAUAAGGAAGGGUGCUAUUACAAGGAGAAGGAGAGGGAGGUUGGUAGUGUAGGAGGUAGCAAUGGUAAUAAUAUUAUCUCUAAUGAUAGUAGCAGCAAUGGAAACAGGCAGUUGCAGAAUGGUGAACCAGAUGGGCCUUGGAAGAUAGUUCAAAAGAACCGAAGAGGGAAGAAAGUGGUAAAGGGCCGGAAGAACAGUGCUCCGGGGAGAGUCAAUGAGAGAGGCAAGAUCGGUGGAUCCAGAUUCCUAGCUUUGGAAAGUUCUGAUUUGGAAAUGAAUGGAGUUGAUGUGGCACUGAAGGAAGGAGAUUUGGAGCAAUCAUUAGAGGUGAAUGCAGAAAUUAUUACCAAUUCUGUUAAGCUCAUAACUGGUAAUAAUGAUGCAUUAAAAAAUAUAGUCAAAGGGACAGCUGGCGCAGAUUGUGUGGGGAAUUCAAGUAGUGGGACAGAGAAUGUUAGAGAUGGAGACAUUGUCAAAUCAUUAAAUACCCUAGGUAUUAGUAAUGAUACGAAUAUGCUGGGGGUUUUUUAA
Vicia villosa (hairy vetch) is the source of this 1401-nucleotide messenger RNA. RefSeq lists its product as uncharacterized. The record is from RefSeq and is a predicted model, not a curated record. The transcript has a single exon. Lineage: Eukaryota; Viridiplantae; Streptophyta; Magnoliopsida; Fabales; Fabaceae. The coding region runs from base 1 to 1401 and encodes 466 amino acids.